AUGGCCACCGUCAAAGUUGCUCCCUUCAGCUCCAGUUUCUCCCGGAGGGCGGAGUCUCCGCCAUACUCCGCCGCCGCCCGGCUUCAGCGCAUUGUCGUGGCCCUCGGAACCGGGUACCCCAAUCCACCCUCCUCCCCUCUUCCCCCAGUCUCUUCUCUGUGCAAUAAUUAUAUCUUGUUCUUCCGACGCCUCUAUUAUAGUUGGCUUAAAAGAGGACGCUGGGCUUGAAUUCAUUAUGCACCUCCGUCUAUCCCAGGCGACAGGGCUGCCAGAAGAUUGCGAAAGCUCCCGGCGUCCCCUAUCCUCCCCCUCCCCCUCUUCUGCUGGGAGAAAACUUCACGAAAGUGGGCGCCAUCGCUGUGCUCUCAGCGUCUCUCCUCUUUGUCGAUCCGUCAUUGGCAUUUAGGGUACGUUUGCCCCAUUUUUUCUGCGCUUCUUUUUCUAAUCCAACUUUGUGGUUUUACCAAUUGGAUCAAGCACCGGGUAACAUCUGAUGUGUUUGUGCGUCUGAAGGGAGGAGGCCCCUACGGGCAAGAGGUGACUAGGGGACAGGACCUGACGGGUAAGGAUUUCAGUGGGAAGAACCUAACGAAGCAAGAUUUUAAGACGGUAAUUACACGAGUGCGAAAUAAAUAAAAAUAAGUGUUCCUGGCAUAAUUUUUUUGUUUUUAGUUAAUUCUUUUCCUCCAAUAUCCGAAUUUCUUUGCAGUCCAUCCUGCGGCAGGCCACCUUCAAGGGCGCAACGUUGAUCGGGGCGAGUUUCUUCGAUGCAGACUUGACUGGUUGAUUUCUUAUCCCUAUAUGUUAAUCGUAUCUGGUCCUUCAAAUACCUCUUUGCUUGUCGACCCGUCUCUGGUUCCUGAAUUCGAUCCCAUAGUUUCUCCUCAUGCCGCACAUAGCGGACAUCCCCCGAGCGAUCCAACUGGCUCCUUUCUCAUAGUUGAGAGAGCCAGUGCGGUUGAAGACUCCCAGGUUCAUUCUUCACUACAUUAUCUGGCCUGUCCAUGGAAGGGUGUUUCUUCAGUGCUACUUAUCUCUUGAAUUUCGUGUGGCGAGCUCUCUGCAGAAUUCUCACUGAAUUUAUAUAUAUAUAUACUUAUACACACAUACAUAUACUCCCUCUGUGUUGGUCCAUGGGCAACCACCCAUUUUGUGAAUGCUUAAUUUUCGGAUGAUGAAUUGAGGAAAAAACUACCGUUAGCUUUGAGAAUUGCCUUGUCUUAUUCACGAUAGCCAAGAAUAUGGAUGAAUAAUUACAUUCUGUGGCUCUUUAAUACACACAUACUCGUCGAUUUUUGAAAAAUUGAACAGUGUGUGACUUUUAUAAGCUUUUUUCAAAUUACAGGUGCUGAUCUCUCAGAUUCUGAUCUCAGAGGCGCUGAUUUUUCCCUUGCAAAUGUGACAAAGGUACUUCAGUAUCAUAGUGGUAUACCUAUGACUAACUUUUUAAAAAAGAAAUAAAUGCCUAUUUUGGUUGAUUUUCGAUACACAGCCAUCGGAUUCUUGAUAAAAUGCUGAAGCUUACCUGACAGAACUACCAUCAGGCAAAUGUUAAUCUUCAGUUCAAGCACAUCUAUGCUUCAACCCAUACUUAUGACACUUUCUAGUCACUGAAAUGCAGUUUUGCAUCAAUAGUGAACACCUUAAGAGGUUGUAAAUUCUUUACCUUUCCAAUUAGAGAAAAACGCAUUCUGGGAAGUGGGCGAAAUGAUUCAACACCGAUUCGUCGUACAGAGCUGAAAAAUCGCAUUAAACUGUUCUUUUCUACAAAGCUGUUUCGUUAAGACGAUGCUCAGGGCACUUCCUUUUGCUAGCUUUCGCAUUGAUUCCGUAGAUUAAGGUCACCCUGAUGGCGAAACAUUAUCAUUUUAAUUUUAGUUUAUGAGGAAGAUUGUGUUUGAAUUAUAGGUAGGAACUUACCACUUCACUCAUCUCCCUGUAGCUGAAGCUCUGGUUUGGUACUUGUGUAAUAUGUUCUAUCGGGACUAUAUGGCGAGCUGUUGGACUUAGAGACAAAAAUAUAUAGGCCUCUUUCAUGAAAUGAUAUACUUUCAUUCCUGAAUGGUCGUUUUCUUCAGAUGCGAGGAAUUCUUGCCAAGCAUCUGGGAUGGGGGUACGACAAUUUCUUAGAACAAUCUCACAUCAAUUUCAUUUUUCUAUGAUUAUGGUAAAACGACGUUUUAAGAUAUUUCGUAAAUUAAUAUCAUCUACAUACCUUGGAAUCGUGGAUGUAGCUAAAAAAGGUUUACUAGUGUGAAGAAUGAUAUGAAAGCAAGGAGAAGGAAUGAAGGUUUGAUUGGAGGCCACAUCCAUGUGCUUUAAUGCUAGAAUGAUCUCGAUAUGGAUACGAAUCACUUAGAUAAUUCAACUUAGUUUAAUGCCCACUUCUAUGGUGCACUUUUUGAGUUCUGAUAAUAUUUUUUAGAUAUCAUUUGGUACGAUCCCUCAAGCGCUCAAACAAGCCAACCACCUGGAAGGAGCUUGCUAUCACACGAAAGCUUAUCCAUCUCUUGACAUUCUUUUUAAAUAUGCUUCCAUUUUCUAGAUGGAUCAUCAGCCUAGAGUCCUCAGAAGUUCUAAAGCCUAAAUCUGUUGGAAUCAUAUUAUCUUUGGUGAAAUUAAUAAUGGAUGGUAACCAGGGUAUCAAAUUAUGGUGAUAUAAUACAAUUAAAUAAAAAUAUUUCCCACAAUCCAACGAAAAUCAGUGGCAAUUUUCUGCUAUUCUCUCUUGUUCCUGGGUAAUAAAUAACAGUCUACUCUUAGAUAAAGUGUCCACAUUUAUUACUGGACUUCAAACGUUUUAAUGCAAUAUUUCCCCUCACCUCUGUAGGCAAAUCUGAGUAAUGCGAAUCUCGAGGGUGCACUUACCACGGGUAAUACAUCGUUCAGGGGAUCAAACAUUACAGGAGCAGGUAAGAGCAUCCAUGGUAAAAGGGUCUUACUGACGGACACUUAUAAAAUCUUCACACCCUGUCUCUAAAUUUUCAUCAAGAAUUACCGUUUCUUUAAAUCAGCAUCUGCUGUUGUCUGUCUAGAGUUGAUUCAAAAUCUCUAUUUUUAGAAAUUUAAAAUUAUCUAUUUUUAAAGAUAUAUCUGCUUUCAUUCGUGUUUUUUUGCCCUCGCUGCAAAUCUGCUCCGGAGUUAUGUUUCAAUAUUGAUAAGGACCUUUUUUUUCGUAAUUUACAUAGUCAACUGAGUUGUUGCUCUGUGCAUGAAAUCAUGGAAUCAACAUACUUUCAAGCUUUAAUGCUCUAGACUUGAAUCCAGUGCAUCAAAAUCUCUCCAGGUUGAAAAAAACUACGUGACUGCCUGUCAUAGAUUAAGACGCAACCUCUAACUCGCAAUCCAGGCUCGUGCCCAGGACCUGGGCCAACCUGAUUUUUUCUAUACUUGAACUUCAGAAUUUAGCAAAAGAAAUUUGGCCUGGUCCAGUCUCCAUACAAGCCAGACAUGGGGAUUCAGUAUGUAGCUCCAAACCCCGAAACCCAUUUGAUUUUUGCAAAUGGCAAUCCUAGGUUUGCCCACAUGGCAACCCAUCCUCUCUCUCUCUCUCUCUCUCUCGAUAAGCAUGCCUGCUGCUGCUGGAUUUUACAGUGAAGCCUUGCCCGGCCACAGUCUCAGCUUCAUGCGGAGAAUUGACGUUACUUCUUUUUAAUCAGAUUUCACCGACGUGCCUCUGAGAGAAGACCAACGGGAAUACCUGUGCAAGAUGGCCGAUGGGUGAGUCUCUCCUAGCAUAUGUAGAUGUAUUUAUAUGCUGGCUACUUAUAUACGUACACAUAAUAUCCCCCAAGGUCCAUUUUCAUGAAAUGCGCUUUGUCAGGGUGAACACUAUCACUGGGAAUGCAACGAAGGACACACUGCUCUGCAGAUAAGGUCUACCGAGAGAGAGAGAGAGAGAGAGAGAGAGAGAGAUGCUGACUGCAUCACGUGAAGCCGCCGUGGUUUGGUUACACAAAUACAUGAGAGGGUUGAUGUUUCUAUAUACUCUCUUUCAUGUCUGCUUGAGAUAAGAUUCUCGGUAAUUUACGUGUUAAUGUUGUCGGAAUGAUGGGAUUCCUUGUCGAAUUGUCACGUGGGACACGCUCGUCUCAAUGGAGGAUACCGAGGGAGCACGGCCGUGCCUCCGCCUUGCUGUGGUAGUCCCUACGCGUGCGUGCUUGCCAGAGAAGCAAGGAGGCGGGGAGAGAUUUGGGCAAGCAUGCAUGGCUUCGCAUCCGAUGCGACUGACUCGCUUGCGGUGCGACUGGCUUCGUAUCCACUCAGAUGGCCCACGCGUAUGUUUUCGUGUACGUGCCAUCUGAGUGAGUGAGUGAGUGAGUGUGUGUGUCUGUGUGUGUGUGUGUGAGAUAGAGAGAGAGCCUUGCUAUUGAAAGCGUUAAGAUAAAGCACUACAGUUUUAUGUCAGAACAUGACAGCGGAAAUAAGCGAUGGUUUAAUCGAGGCAUCAACAGCACAUUCAUAUUCCGAGCCUGUUAAAAAACUGAAAACCCCACGGAGCAUGUCUGAUAUGAAUUAGUCUCUGCAGCGGCAGCAUCCCCAAAGCUCUUACUGUCCUACCCAACGUUAAAACUAAAGCCAACUUCCCCAAGAAUAACCCCUUCAUUCCCCCCGGCACAAUUCUAUAAACGAGCUCUCUGUCCCUCUCUCUCUCUCUCUCUCUCUCUUACUCACUCACUCACUCAUUCACUCUUGCUCUCCCUCCGUUCCCCCAAAACCCAUGUGGUCCCUUUUGUCCCCUCUCAUGUCACUACCCGCCUCCCCGAAGCUCUCUCUCUCUCCUCCUCUACAGCUGUAUAUCAACGUCUCUGGGCAAGAACAGGCCUCAAAACAAAGAGCCCAGAGCAAAAACCUCGACACAGGACAACCGUCCAUGGUUGAUGCGCCAUUAAAGAACCCUCUUCACGCAGGCGUGGACCAUGUGGAGCUCCCCAGAAGAACCUAUGCAUGUCUCAGGACCGCUCUACCACUCGCUUCUCUGAUGCACAAAGUUUACACCGAUGUAGCAACCGUCUUUCGCCUCUGAAAGGGAAAGCCAACCGAUACCACAGGGAGCUUCUGCCUCUUAAAUUCUCCUGACAACCCUUACAGUCAAUGACGCUGGCUCAUCAGAAUCUCCUACUCGGACAUAUCGACCGCUUCAUCCGCAGAAGAAGGGAUCAUCUCCGUUCCACCCUCUCGUCCGACAUGUGUUGGAGCUCUGAAACUUUCCCGUGAAAGUCAGAAUUUAGGGUUAGGGCUUUGGCUUAUGAAUGACUUUGUCCACAGGAGAAUGUACUGUCCCCACGUCUCCUAUUCUGUUUCGUCUCAAGCCCUGAAAUGUCUCUGCGGAAGGUGUGGAGUUCGGUAAUUUUAGGGUUAGGGCUUUGACGUAUGGGUGGCCUUAUUCCAAGAAUAAGAGGGAUCUCCAUGUCUCCUGUCGGUCAUGGGGAUACGAGCUCUGAGACUCCUUCAUGAAGUCUGCGGAUUGUGGCCAGUUUUAGGGCUAGGGUUUUGGCCUUCAGCUCUCCCUUUUGUUGUGUUCCGAAGGGGAUAACUAUAAUAGGUUGAAUGCUAUAAUUGGGUGGCUCCUUGGGAUUUGAAUUGGAAUGGGAAAAAAAGGACGGUGCUGGCAGAUGGACAGUGCAAUGACAUCACGGAAAGGGGGAAUAUAUGUAUUGAUGUUCCCAGGAGCUUACCCUCUACACUAAGAUACCAUGUGGUUUGGUUCUACUGCAGGAUGCUGUCAGUCAGUCAGCUCGGCAAGAACCAUUCAGUUGGUUUCCACCUUGAAUCCUAAACCGUCUUUCUCUUCCCCCCUCUCUCUCUCUCUCGCUUCAUCUACCAACAUAUUAGUCUCUCUCACUCCUCGUAGUCUAUGCAUCUCUUAAUCUCUCUCCCUUCAUUUAUCUCUCCAUUAAUCUCUCUCUCUUCAUCUACUUCAAUUAUCUAGUAAUCUCCCUCACUCUUCAUCUAUCCAUACAUUUCUCUCUCUCUCUCUCUCUCUCUCUCUCUCUCUCUCUCUCUCUCACACACACACACACACACACACACACACACACACACGCACUUUAUCUACUUCACCUAUCUAUUAAUCUGUACCUCCCCCUCUUCAUCCAUCCACCCAUUUAUCUCUCUCUGCAUCCCACUUCAUCUAUCCUUUAGUCUUUCUCUCCCUAUCUCCCCAUCUAUCAUUCGCUUUGUCUGUCUGUCUACGUCUUUCUCUCUCAGUUCCUCUCUUCAUCAGUCUAUUACUCUCUCCCUCUCUAACUCACGCAUUCUCUUCACCUAUCCAUUAAAUCUUGGUCUCAAUCUCUCUCACUCACUCUCUUCAUCUAUCUAUUUGUCUCUCCCUCUCUAACUCACUCAUUCUAUUCAUCUAUCCAUCAAAUCUUACUCUCACUCUCUUCAUCUAUCUAUUAGUCUCUCACGUUCUAACUCACUCAUUCUCUUCAUCUAUCCAUCAAAUCUUACUCUCACUCUCUUCAUCUAUCUAUUAGUCUCUCAGUCUCUAACUCACUCAUUCUCUUCAUCUAUCAAUCAAAUCUCUCUCUCUCUCUCUCCCGACCUACCUCUCUCCCUUGCUCCAGCUGGCUUAGUUGCCGUUCGAGCAGUGAUUUCAGAACUUUCAGAGACGAGGUGCUUGAUGCAUUCCUUUCGUUGCGAGGGACCCAGAGUCUGACGAGCAGUGAAGCGGCCUCAUUCAUUGCGCUUUCUGGUAGGGGACUUACCAUCCCCGCCCCCUGCCAUCCUCGACUUCUGAAUCCACACCGUCGCAUGUUCUUUUCUAACUCUAUCCAUUACCUGCAGGCCACACCCUAUCAGGAAGGGAAGUAAAUUGUUCUGUCAGAUGACCUUUGUGCCUUCAAACCACUCUCCGAGAUGAAGAAAUAAACUCUUCAAAGAGGACGUUAGAUCUGUCUGAACCGAAGAAUGGGUCAAACAGAUCAACCUACACUUGGAUUGCACGCAAGCUAAGAGCUGUUUAAGCAUCAUACUGAAGCAUAGAUAGAUAGAUAGGUUGGUAGCCAGAUGGCAAGCGAGCGAGCGAGCGAGCGAGAGAGAGAGAGAGAGAGCCAUUAGACAUGAAGGUCUCCGCACUGUUUUCUCCAAAUCCAUUUUAAUAUGCCAAUAACCAAUGACAAUACGUUUGAAGAUAUUCAGAUUAGGAAGCUUGAGAUGAGGGUUUGGGGUAUCUCUGCGAUCCAUCGUGGAAUAUGGGGGGGAACACUACGGAAACUCAAUGAUCAGACAACGGUUUGCAAUCACGAACAGAUGGGAUAUCUCACGUAGACAUUGUGAGUGGUGCAUGCUUUCAUUAUUUGAAAAUGGCAAGAAGAAGGAAUCUAUAUAGAGAUGAAUAAGACUGUUCCCACAUAUCAUAAGAAAUGGAAAAAGAACAAAAAAUGAAGGGAAAUACUGACGAACAGAAAGACAACCAAUAUGUUCACUGGAGCCACGAGGCUUCCGAAUCUACUUAACCUUUGGGCGAUCUCCAAGCCUUAGCUCGAGAUCUAACUCCACAGGGAUAGGGCCGAGCCCGAGCACCUCAGAUUGAGGGCUCCCGUCGCCAGCUAAAGAUCCCGUGAGAAAAGGGAUUUCUUCAUCAAAUCUCCUCCUCUUUCUACUGACGGUCCCCUCUCUCCUCUCCUCAUCGUCAUCCCCAUCGCCGCCACAUCCUUUCUCUCUGAGAUUGAAAUCUCCCUUCCCCAGCUUUAUUUCGGAUGCACCCGCAAUCCUGAGGGAAAAGUGGUCCGGAUACGAUGGAGGUAUGGAGAAAAAGGAUCCCAUCUGGUUUUCCUUGAGCAAGGAAAAUGAAGAGCGGUGGGAAGGAGAGACGAAGGUGUGUUCGAUGUAAUUCCUCUGCGUAGAAGCCGCUGAAACCCUAAGAGGAGGCAGAGGAAAUGUAACUGCGUCUGGGCUGGGGCUGCCAUCAGGCUGCGGCUGAUCAGCGAGAGGAGCACAUGGAUUCGGACGGUUGUGAUGCUGCUGCUGGGGUUGGAGAUGAUGGCUGCCCUCGCUUUGGGAGUUGGGAGAGAGCUUUAGCCUUGCGCGAUCCCUGCGGUGGACGUUCAUGUGGCCGCCUAGGGCUUGUGCCGAUCGGAAUUCCCUUCUGCAGAAGCUGCAAGAGUAAGAUCUCGGAGGCCACACGCAGCCGCCGAAGCGACCGGCUGAGUCUUCUGCAAAGGCUCGCUCCUCCCACGAGUAGUUGUAGGGGCUGGCGGCGGGGUCGAGGAGGCCCCGGACAUGAGGGCUCCCGCUGAGUUUUCUUCUCGUCCACAUCAAGUAUCUGCUUUGCUCCAUUGUUCUCUGCAUAGACGUGGAGAUCAGAUGAGAACGGAAGGCAUUGGUAGGGGGAAGAAGUAGAUUUUGAAGGUUUCUCUUCGGCGCUGGAGGUUUCGGUGGUUGUGGGAUUGAAGGAUGCAGAUGGUGGGGAGGGUCUCUUUCCAAGAUAAAGACAUUAUUACAUAAAACGAAGAGAUUGAGAUAGAGAUAGGGAGAUAUUACAUGGGGGGGCGAGAGAGAGAGAGAAAGAGAGAGAGAGAGAGAGAGAGAGAGAGAGAGAGAGAGAGAGAGAGAGAGAGAGAGAGAGAGAGAGAGAGAGAGAGAGAGGUAGAUGGUCGAAGCAUAGAUAAAUUAGCUUCGCUGGAAUGAGACGACAACGGUAGCACCCACCUAUCAGAGCUAAUUGUAGGAGACUUUUCUCCCCGGUACCCUCUCUCUCUCUCUCUCUCUCUCUCUCUCUCUCUCUCUCUCCACAAUAUGGAUACAUAUAUAUCUAUUUCUGAGCUAGCUCUCAGGGGCUGGGAGUUCUUGGCAAAAACAAGGGGCCAAGUCGUUCCCAGAGAAGUCGAAAUCAGUCAACCGUGAACUCCUUCAGUGCUACCUCUACAAACCCGAAAUAAGGAGAACUGGGUUAUGUUACCUCGUAGAAGCUCCAACACAAUCAAGCCGGAUUUAUGAAUUAUCUAGUUUCUCAUGUGGAGUAUUGGUCUAGAGAGUACACGGACGGGAUGAGAUCUUGUGUUCUACAACUAUACUAUAUUAAAGAAGCGUACAUCCAUGGGAUGAGAAACCACCUACCCAAUUUUCCAAUAGAUACUCGACGAUAUGUGACCGACUAAGUACAUGGGUUAGAUGGUAUUCUGGAGAGAGAGAGAGAGGCUCACUAGGAGGGAAGCACGUCCCCCAAACCAGGGUCUUUUCCUAUGAUUUCAACUGACCGAGGCUCAAGCAUGUCGACAAUCUUCGCCAACCAACUUGGGUACGUAGAUGUCUUGGUGUUCCUCGUUCGGAUCUUGGAUUCCUGAGAGCACAUGCGGGUAUUAUAUUAUGAGGCUAUAUAAAUCAUAUAUAACUCCACUCCAUCAGCUGGGAGGUCUGAAUCACUUGAAUUACGUGCAAGUAAGAUAGGAGUAGAGCCAAAGGAAGACAGGUUAGGCAGUAGAUACUCUUCCAGAACAAUCUUAAAUAACUAAAAACGGGAGGUUAUUCGCGGUUUUUCGUCUGAGGCCCGUUGAGAACUCUCAACUCGCUUAAUCACGUGCAUGCAUGCAUCCCAGGAGUUCCGUGAGCAAAAUAAAUUUAUUAUAAUUUUAGAGGGGAAAAGAUCCCGUUGGGUUUUCUCGUAGGGUUUGGGAAAGCAUAGGACUAGGGGAAAAAAUGUGUCUUUUAUUUGGUAUUGAUAAUUCCUGCGUUGAUCCUGAGAGAAAGUACGGGGUGUCAAUGAACUGGACCAGGCCAGAACAUCUUUAAUUCGGAAAAAAAAACUCAGAAUAGGUUCCAAACUUGACCCUUAAGACAGUCGGGGCUGUCUCGUCAGCGCGACUCAACUGAUGAUAGGGACAGUGCAUCGGUCUGUUGCCCCUCUGGAUUUUCCUCGAAGGCCCGAAGAAGGUUCAACACCAGGACGAGCUGAGCUGAGGAACGAUACCGUAGGCGUAGAAGAAGACCAGCAUCCCGUCUACGGUUAUCGUGAGAGAACGCCGAGGACAGCGGGUUGAAGACUUGGACUGGAUCGAUCUUCUUAUUAAACUUGGUCGAAAGGAGGAAGAGACGGUGACGAAGACAAGAUUGAACAGAGAGGGCAUGAUUCUUGGGAUUAGUUAAUGGGGGCUGCACCAGAUAAUUCGAUCAUUGUUUACGUCUGUGGUUUAAUAGAUGCUCCAGUUGCCCGUUAACGUCCAAUCAUGUCGUUUUAUUCUAGAGACGAGAUUUAUUAAAAAUAUUUGCGUAGCUUGCGGCACUCGUCCUUCUUUUGUAGUUCGUCUCACAGAGGCAACUUUAUUGAUUAGAGAGAGAGAGAGAGAGAGAGAGAGAGAGAGGGAGAGAGAGAGAGAGAGAGGGAGAGAGAGAGAGAGAGAGAGAGGGAGGGAGAGGGAGGGAGGGAGGGAGAGAGAGAGAGAGAUUAUGAUGAUGAUGUCUUCCAACCUAUGCACAAGCUGUCAAAUCUGAAGGAUAGACAAGGGGGGGUAACUUCAUCUAGGACUUAAUUUCAUUUAAAAUACUGGUGACGUUGUCCCCUCCAAUGGACUCUUCUCUGAGUGUCUUCAUUCUCAACUGUUAGUGCCCCGGAUAAAGUAAGAACCUCUCUCUCUCUCUCUAGAAAUCUAGUCCUAGAGGUCACCUUCAAGAAAAGGCGUGUCGCGAGACAUGCAAUUUAA
Molecule: messenger RNA, 10643 nt
Organism: Spirodela intermedia
Lineage: Eukaryota; Viridiplantae; Streptophyta; Magnoliopsida; Alismatales; Araceae
Source: the annotation of a GenBank genome assembly